Molecule: messenger RNA, 4629 nt
Organism: Penicillium brevicompactum
Lineage: Eukaryota; Fungi; Ascomycota; Eurotiomycetes; Eurotiales; Aspergillaceae
Product: ATP-binding cassette glutathione S-conjugate transporter YCF1
Exons: 6
Coding region: 1-4629 (1542 amino acids)
Biological process (GO): transmembrane transport
Cellular component (GO): membrane
Molecular function (GO): ATP hydrolysis activity; ABC-type transporter activity; ATP binding
Source: RefSeq, a predicted model, not a curated record
AUGCUGGAUGGCCAAUCCCAGGUGGUCCUAGAGGGUGCCCACCCGGGGAAUCUCCUACAUUCCCUUGGAUCGGCGAUCGAAUCCAAUCGACAGCCGUUUUGUACUGAUAGCGAGGGCUGGGGCCCUUUCAGCUCAUCUAGGUUCGAUCUGACGCCAUGCUUCCUUGACGUGAUCCUGGCCGUUGUGGCUGUCUGGGGUACAUUGAGUGGACUGGCGGCCCUGUGGCUGUUGUUGAAGAAACGUAUUCCGCAGCCCGUAUCAAAGAACUGGCAUUUCUACACAAAGUUGGCUGUGCUCGCCGCUAUCAUCCUCGUAACCGCGCUCCAAGCUGCUAUCCAAGUCGAAUCGGAGCCGAAAGCCUUCCAUGCCGAUUUCCGAUUCUGGUCCUCGAUCUUGAUAAUCGUGUCGCUGGGCGUGAUAACCUCGGUGCAAUACUUUGAGCACUGGCGGAGUAGACAACCAAAUGGCGUUGUGCUAUUCUACUGGCUUUUCUUCAUCAUUGCAUAUGCCGUCAAGUUGCGCUCGUUGGUCGCGCGCAAGGAAUACGUCCACUCACUGCCUUAUUUCGUCUGUGUGAAUGUGAGCUUAGGGCUUGCGCUCUUCGAGUUUGUGUUGGAAUACUUUGUUCCCAAGAAGCAAAGCGCAUACGAUGCUCUUGGAGACGAGGAUGAAUGUCCAUACAACUAUGCGGACAUCUUCUCCGUUCUUACAUUUGGCUGGAUGACCCCGAUGAUGAAGUUUGGUUACACCAACUAUCUCACUCAGGAUGAUCUUUGGAACCUCCGCCGCCGCGACACUACUCGAGUGACGGGCGACGACUUGAAGGCGGCUUGGGAAGAACAGCUCGAGACAAAGAAGCCAUCUCUGUGGAUCGCCCUCUUCCGGGCUUUCGGAGGUCCCUAUGUCCGUGGUGCAAUUAUCAAAUCUGGAAGUGAUAUCCUUGCUUUUGUGCAGCCACAACUCCUCCGACUUCUCAUUGCGUUCAUCGAUUCGUAUAGAGGACCAGACCCACAGCCCGUCAUCAGGGGUGUUGCGAUUGCGCUGUCUAUGUUCCUCGUUUCUGUGUGCCAGACCAGUUUCCUCCAUCAAUACUUCCAGCGUGCGUUCGACACCGGCAUGAGAGUCAAGUCAGCCUUGACCGCCAUGAUUUAUGCCAAGUCAAUGAAGCUGUCCAAUGAAGGACGCUCGACGAAGACCACCGGUGAUAUUGUCAACCACAUGGCUGUUGAUCAGCAGCGCUUGGCGGAUCUGACGCAAUUUGGCACCCAGCUUAUUUCUGCCCCAUUCCAGAUCACCCUAUGCAUGGUCUCUCUCUACCAGCUUGUCGGACCCAGUAUGUUCGCCGGUGUUGGAGUGAUGCUUCUCAUGAUUCCCCUCAACGGUGUCAUUGCCCGGGCCAUGAAGAAGUUGCAAAUUGUUCAAAUGAAGAACAAGGACUCGAGAACCCGUCUCAUGACCGAGAUCCUGAACAACAUCAAGAGCAUCAAGCUCUAUGCCUGGAACACGGCUUUCAUGAACAAACUCAGCCAUAUCCGAAAUGAUCUUGAGCUGAACACGCUUCGCAAAAUUGGAGCUACCCAAUCUGUUGCCAACUUCACUUGGCAAUCUACCCCCUUCCUGGUGUCUUGCUCUACCUUCACUGUGUUCGUGUUGACAAGCGACAAGCCCCUUACCACUGAGAUUGUGUUCCCUGCUUUGACGCUGUUCAACUUGUUGACUUUCCCCCUCUCCAUUCUGCCCAUGGUCAUCACAUCCAUCAUCGAGUCUUCCGUGGCUGUCAAGCGCUUGAUGGACUACUUCACCGCAGAGGAGUUGCAGACCAACGCGGUCAGCUUCCAAGACCCAGUCGCGCACAUCGGCGACGAGUCUGUCCGAGUUCGUGACGCCUCCUUUACUUGGAACAGACAUGAUGGCGUCAACGUUCUGGAGAACAUCGAUCUCAGCGCACGCAAGGGCGAGCUCACCUGUAUCGUUGGACGUGUCGGUUCCGGAAAGUCCUCCCUCCUCCAGUCAUUGUUGGGUGACCUGUGGAAGAGCCAGGGAGAGGUAGUCGUCCGUGGCCGCAUCGCAUAUGUGGCCCAAGCACCGUGGGUAAUGAACGCCAGUGUCCGGGAAAACAUUGUUUUCGGACACCGCUGGGACCCAGCAUUCUAUGACCUUGCCGUUGAGGCUUGCGCCCUGGUUGAUGAUUUCAAGAACCUGCCCGACGGUGAUCAGACCGAAGUCGGAGAGCGUGGAAUUUCUCUUUCUGGUGGACAAAAGGCUCGACUGACACUCGCCAGAGCUGUCUAUGCUCGUGCCGAUAUUUAUCUCCUGGACGAUAUUCUCUCCGCUGUUGACCAACACGUCGGACGGCACAUCAUCAACAAGGUUCUCGGAAAGACUGGUCUCCUCAGUGGCAAGACCAGAAUUCUGGCAACAAACGCGAUUACAGUACUCAAGGAAGCUGAUUUCAUUGGCCUAUUGCGGGACAAGACGAUCAUCGAAGAAGGAACCUAUGAACAACUCAUGGCCAUGAAAGGCGAGAUCGCUAACCUUGUUCGCACAACGGUUGUUGACUCGGAUGACGAGGGCACCGCCAGUGGCUCAGAAGAUCUUGCGAGUCUUGAAAGCUCUGUCACUACCACCAUCGUCCAAAACGGAGGUUCAUCCGACAGCGAGGAGGCAGAGCAGCCCGGCGAUCUUAUUCCUAUCCGCACCGGCGGCGGCGGCGCAAACGGAGAGGCUCGUAGACGAACCUCUACCGUUACCCUGCGUCGCGCAAGCACCGUCAGUUGGCAGGGUCCCCGGCGCAAGCUGGGAGACGAGGAGAAUGUCCUCAAAAGCAAGCAGACCCAAGAAACAGCGCAGCAAGGAAAGGUCAAAUGGGGUGUUUACGGCCAAUAUGCCAAGGACAGCAACAUUAUGGCAGUCGGAUUCUAUCUCUUUGCCAUGUUGGCCGCCCAAACCGCCCAGGUUGUGGGUAAUUUCUGGUUAAAGAGCUGGACUGAGUGGAACGAAGCACACGGAAGCAACGCUAACGUUGGCAAGUUCAUUGGUGUCUACUUGGCUCUUGGUCUGGGUUCAUCCCUUCUGGUCAUUUUCCAGAACUUGAUUUUGUGGAUUUUCUGCUCCAUCGAAGCAUCCCGCAAGCUCCACGAGAGGAUGGCAUUUGCAAUCUUCCGUUCUCCCAUGAGCUUCUUCGAGACCACACCGUCUGGCCGUAUCUUGAACCGUUUCUCCAGUGAUAUCUACCGAGUUGACGAGGUACUUGCACGUACCUUCAACAUGCUGUUUGCAAACUCCGCUCGCGCCAUCUUCACCAUGGUUGUCAUCGCCACAUCUACCCCCGCAUUCCUGAUCUUUGUCAUCCCCCUGAGCUAUGUCUACCUCAGCUAUCAGAAGUACUACCUGAGAACUUCUCGCGAGUUGAAGCGUCUGGACAGUGUCACCCGAAGCCCCAUCUUCGCUCAUUUCCAGGAAUCUCUGGGUGGAAUUUCGACCAUCCGUGCCUACAGACAGGAGAACCGCUUUUUGCUCGAAAACGAAUGGCGCAUGGAUGCCAACCUUCGUGCCUACUUCCCAUCCAUCAGCGCUAACCGCUGGCUCGCUGUUCGCCUCGAGUUCAUUGGUUCGAUCAUCAUCCUUGCAUCUGCAGGUCUUGCCAUCUUGUCUGUUGCUACUGGCAGCCGUCUUUCUGCGGGCAUGGUCGGUCUUGCUAUGUCGUACGCUCUUCAGAUCACCCAGUCUUUGAACUGGAUCGUCCGCCAGACCGUCGAGGUCGAGACCAACAUCGUGUCCGUUGAGCGAGUUCUCGAAUACGCCAAUCUCCCAAGUGAAGCGCCCGAUGUGAUCUUCAAGCGCCGCCCUGCUAUCGGAUGGCCGGCCCAGGGUGCUGUCUCUUUCAACGACUACAGCACCCGCUACCGUCCCGGGUUGGACCUUGUGCUCAAGGACGUCAACUUGGACAUCAAGCCCAAGGAGAAGAUUGGUGUUGUUGGCCGAACGGGUGCUGGAAAGAGUUCGCUCACGCUCGCUCUUUUCCGUAUCAUUGAGGGUGUCAAUGGAAACAUUGGCAUCGAUGGACUUGAUAUCUCCACUAUUGGUCUGACUGACCUUCGUGGCCGACUCGCCAUCAUUCCCCAAGAUCCUGCCAUGUUCGAAGGCACUCUUCGUGACAACCUGGAUCCCCGUCAUGUCCAUGACGAUACCGAGCUUUGGAGCGUACUUGAUCACGCAAGAUUGAAGGAUCAUGUGUCUCAAAUGGAGGGACAACUCGAUGCUCAGAUCCAGGAAGGAGGCUCCAACCUAAGUCAAGGACAGCGUCAGCUGGUGAACCUUGCUCGAGCUCUCUUGACUCCCAGCAAUAUCCUUGUCCUAGACGAGGCAACUGCUGCCGUUGACGUAGAGACCGACGCACUCCUGCAGCGCACCCUGCGCAGCAGCGUUUUCUCCGAUCGAACCAUCAUCACAAUCGCGCAUCGCAUCAACACGAUCAUCGACUCGGAUCGCAUCGUCGUUCUAGACAAGGGGCGCGUGGCUGAGUUCGACACACCCGCAGAGCUGAUCAAACGCGGCGGCAAAUUCUACCAGCUGGCCAAGGAAGCCGGCCUGCUCGACAGCGACGGAUCCAUCUCACAAGCGCUGUGA